AUGAGAACUUCUUAUUUCUCCAGUGGUAAAUCACAAGCAACAACAAUUAACGGAAAAAGAUCAUCAGUUAAUUCCAUUCAACAUCAAUGUGAGUCAUCUGCUCAACAUUUUGGUCUUAUUGAGUACAUCUAUGAAUCAUGGAACUCGGUAUCUAAAGAACUAGAUUCAUGCCAUAAUCAAUCGCAUGGAGAUGCCCAAAGCUAUCGAAAUGGAGCAUCUGUUUCAUAUUACCAAGAACGAGAGCCCAAUCCUCAACUUAAGGGUUAGAAAAAUUUAUUCUUGAACGGAAUUAUAAUUGAUUAGUUAAA
Messenger RNA from Cotesia congregata, 308 nucleotides. The record is from the annotation of a GenBank genome assembly. NCBI's taxonomy places the organism in Eukaryota, Metazoa, Arthropoda, Insecta, Hymenoptera, Braconidae.